Dovyalis caffra is the source of this 384-nucleotide messenger RNA. NCBI's taxonomy places the organism in Eukaryota, Viridiplantae, Streptophyta, Magnoliopsida, Malpighiales, Salicaceae. The record is from the annotation of a GenBank genome assembly.
AUGGAUUUGGAAGCAGUAAAGAGAUACAUAGAGAAAGGAGGAGAUGAAGAUGACAAGAAAGCAACGACCAUUGAAGAAGUGCCUCUCAGAUUCUUUGAAAGGUUCGUAAUGGAAGGACUUCAUAUUGAUCACAUUGAACCUGGCCGUGUCGUUUGCUCCAUGAAAAUCCCUCCUCGUCUUGUGGAGAAAAUGACUGCCAAGAAACCCAAGAGGAAAAUCAAGCAUCUCAUCUCUGCAAUUCAAUCUCCACAGGGUCUAAAUCCACCCAACCUCAAAAGACUCUAUGCUCUACUUCACCAUUUAUCUACUUUGGACUCCCUCAUAAGUGGCAGUUUCUCACACAGGAAGUUUAAGAAGUGUGGAUUCAAUUUCAAACUUAAAUAG